This is a messenger RNA of Aspergillus wentii DTO 134E9, 2094 nucleotides long. RefSeq names its product phytanoyl-CoA dioxygenase family protein. The transcript has a single exon. Bases 444 to 1646 code for a protein of 400 amino acids. NCBI's taxonomy places the organism in Eukaryota, Fungi, Ascomycota, Eurotiomycetes, Eurotiales, Aspergillaceae. Gene Ontology annotation, molecular function: phytanoyl-CoA dioxygenase activity. Gene Ontology annotation, biological process: fatty acid alpha-oxidation. The record is from RefSeq and is a predicted model, not a curated record.
GGAUACUUGACGCCUGAAUACUUUAUGUAGCCAUAGUUUCAAAAUGGAGAUAUCAUUCUAGUGUUAUGAGUGUUUGUGAUGGUAUUAUCGUGUUGUGCCUUGGAAAUCAUCAUCAGAUCGAGACCGGCGCGGGGAAGACAGGGGUUGAUAUACCGACGACGCAGGACGGGGAGGAUAAAGUUAUGAAAGAUGGGCGAGAUGGAAGGAUCUAGAGAUGUUCUAUGAUUUCAUCCAUUCUUCCAUCUGAUCUGUGAUGAGUGUUCAUGUUGUCAGCAUCAAAAACUACCCCACGGAGAAGGUUUUCCGUAUUCCCCCGCAUUAUCGACAGAUUCGGAAUUAUUUAUGCGUUGAGGUUUAAAAAAAGGCUUCAACGUCGAUUGAAUUCGACCCCUCCAUCUCUCCUCAUCUAUCCAGUCUGACCAUCCGUCAAUAUAUAUCACACAAUGAACGGAGUCAACGGACAUCAAAAAGCCGUGCCAAACCGGCUCUUCGCCAGCACCGCACCGCAACUCGACGACUUUAAGAAAAUAUGCUCCCAAACCACCAACACAUCCACCUACCCCUUAGCUGCAUCCAUUGAAAGGAACAUCCCCAUCUACGACGCCUCAGCACUGGAUGUAUCCUCUCCCGACGCCGUCCAGAAUGAAUGGCAUCACGCCCUCGCCAGCGGCCCGGGCGUGUUCGUCCUCAAAAACAUGUACAACACAGUACAGUACGACACCAUCCUAGCCUCGACAGACGCUGCCUUCCAGCGCAUCAUCAAACACGAACAGCAGAUCACCGGCGCAGUCAAAGGCGACCAUUUCGCCGCCGGCGGCCGCAACAACCGCAUCUGGAACUCCUUCAGCAAACACGCCCUCGACGACCCGGCCUCCUUCGUCGAGUACUACUCCAACCCGUGGCUGCGUCUCGUCAGCGAGACCUGGCUGGGCCCAGCGUACCGCGUCACGGCGCAGGUGAAUAUCGUCAAACCAGGCGGCGCCGCGCAGGACAGCCACCGCGACUACCAUCUCGGCUUUCAAGUCGAAGACAGCUGCUCAAAAUUCCCCGCCGCGAUGCAAAUCGCUUCGCAGUAUCUCACGUUACAGGGGGCCGUGGCACAUAGCGAUAUGCCGCUGGCGAGUGGGCCGACGCGAUUCCUCCCCUUCAGCCAGACAUAUCCGCCGGGGUAUCUUGCGUAUCGGCGGGAGGAGUUCCGCGCGUACUUUCAAGAGAACUACGUCGCGUUACCGUUGUCGCUGGGCGAUGGGGUAUUUUUCAACCCGGCGCUGUUCCAUGCGGCUGGGGCGAAUGAGACGGCGCUCGAAGAUGACUUCCAUCGCAAGGCGAACCUGUUGCAGAUUAGUAGUGCGUUUGGGAAGCCGAUGGAGACGGUGGAGACGGUUCCGUUGAUUAAUGCGUGCUGGGAUGUGAUGAGGGAGAGGUAUCGUACUGCUGGGGGGUUGGAUGGGGGAUUGGGUGAUUUUGUCAAGGCCGUGGCGGAGGGAUAUCCGUUUCCUACGAAUUUGGAUCGAAGACCGCCGGCGCCGAGUGGGAUGGCGCCGGAGAGUGAGCAGGAGAUUGUGAUGAGGGGAUUGGAGGGGGGAUGGGAGAGAGAAAGGGUGGUGGAGGAGUUGGAGAGGAUGAUUAGGGAUUCGAAGGCGUGAUUUGGAUGGUUAUGAGUAAGGUAUAUAGACGUGAAGAUCAAGAAUGACGAUGAUAGACAGUGAUAAGCUGGUAUGCAGGCUGGUAUUCAGUUAACAGCAAUAUUCAUUGAUAUACAGAAUUAUUAUUAAGAUAAUGACGAAGAAUAGAAAUAGAAAUAGAAUCAGCUGAUAUUAAUUAAUAUUAAAUAAGAAGAAGAUGAUGAUGUCCAACGUUAUCCGUUAAGAUCGAUCGCCACGAUCAACAUUGCUAGUCGAUCGACCAUCUCUCCUCCUCCAUAGUCCAUUCUUUCGAUCAUCAAGAAUGCCAGCUUCAUCCAUUCCAGCGCCCUGGUAACGCGAUGCCAAACAGCGUCUCUGGUUAUUAUCCAGGAUGGCGUGGCGUUUGGUUCCUGGGAUUGUGAAACAUUGAGAGGGUCCGUCGAGGCCUUUUCGUCCUUCUUCGCCCCGU